Molecule: messenger RNA, 495 nt
Organism: Lodderomyces margitis
Lineage: Eukaryota; Fungi; Ascomycota; Pichiomycetes; Serinales; Debaryomycetaceae
Product: D-aminoacyl-tRNA deacylase
Exons: 2
Coding region: 1-495 (164 amino acids)
Biological process (GO): tRNA metabolic process
Cellular component (GO): cytoplasm
Molecular function (GO): D-tyrosyl-tRNA(Tyr) deacylase activity
Source: RefSeq, a predicted model, not a curated record
AUGGCUGCUCAACAAACAAACAACAACUCCAACACUGCUUCAUCUGCUGGUAAGAAAAACGCUGGAAAGGAUAACUGGGUCGCUGCAGUUCCUGUAGGUAUUUCAACAUCCGAUACCAAAGAUGACGUUUUGAAACUAACCAAAAAACUUCUUUCAUUGCGUAUAUUUGAAGACAUGACCCAGCCAGCAGAAACCGCCACCAAAUGGUACGGAAAGCCAUGGAGCAAAUCUAUAACUGAUAUUCAAGGUGAAAUAUUGUCCGUUUCCCAAUUCACAUUGUACGGAACGAUCAAAAAGGGAACAAAGCCUGACUUCCAUAAAGCUGCUAAGGGGGAAGGUGCAAAGGAACUAUACGAUACAUUGUUAGAUGAAUUGAGGAAAGGAUUGGGCCAAGAAAAGGUGAAAGAUGGUGAGUUUGGUGCCAUGAUGGAUGUAGCGUUGGUCAAUGACGGACCUGUAACCAUAGUCUGGGAUACUCAAGAGAAUACCUUAUAG